AGCCUGACUUUUGCAUUUUGAUUUCUUUGAAAAAAUUGCUGUUGGCAAAUCUGUUGCAUAUUCCUUCCUUUCGCUUCCCCUACCCCUGGACCCUGGUAGAGUCUUGACUAAUCUUGAUCCCCAUUUUGUUUUGCUGUCUCUUUCCAUUUGUGUGCUUCAUUUUCCACUCUCUUGAAAUCCUGCCAAAUCGCCGAUAAACACACCAGAAAAUCUCUUCCAAUAUCCCAGGAAAAAUAUUACCACUUCGAAUUCCGCCAUUGUUGCUAUGAUUCAGAUCGCCUAAAAAUUCACAAUUUUGAAUUUCAAGCUCACCUCAGUCGAUUGGAUUACAUUGAUUGACAAAAAUGAUGGUGGAAGACCUCGGCGUCGAAGCUCGAGAAGCCGCCGUGCGCGAGGUUGCUAAGCUUUUGCCGGUUCCCGAGCUUCUACAGUCCAUUUCUUCGAUUAAGGCUGAUUACAUUUCGCGGCAGCAGGCAAAUGAUGCUCAGCUUAGCACCAUGGUUGCUGAACAGGUUGAGCAGGCACAAUCUGGACUUAAAUCACUUUCCUUGUCAGAAAAAACAGUCAACCAACUCCGAGAAAACUUUGUUUCCAUAGAGAAGCUAUGCCAAGAAUGCCAAACAUUGAUAGAUAAUCACGAUCAGAUAAAGCUCCUUAGCAAUGUGAGGAAUAAUUUGAACAAGACUCUAAAGGAUAUUGAGGGGAUGAUGUCUAUAUCUGUUGAAGCAGCUGAGGCACGAGAAUCACUGAGUGAUGAUAUAGAGCUUAUCAACACAUACGAGAGAUUGACCGCUCUAGAUGGAAAAAGGCGAUUUGCAUUAGCAGCUGUUGCAUCACAUAAAGAAGAGGUUGGAAGAAUAAGAGAAUAUUUUGAAGAUGUAGAUCGAACAUGGGAGACAUUUGACAAGACCUUAUGGGGCCACAUUAGCAACUUCUAUAAGCUUUCUAAAGAAAGUCCACAAACCCUUGUCCGUGCAUUAAGGGUUGUUGAAAUGCAAGAGAUCCUUGAUCAUCAACUUGCUGAAGAAGCUGCUGAGGCCGAGGGAGAUGGAGCAAUGGCAUCAAUUGGAAAUGCUCGUCGAACCACAAAGGAUGGGAAAAGAAUUAGUGCAACAUCUGCUCAGCCGAAGGUUCAGGGAAAAGGCUACAAGGACAAAUGCUAUGAACAAAUAAGAAUGACAGUAGAGGAACGAUUUAGCAGGCUUCUCACAGAGCUUGUUAUCGAGGACCAUAAAGCAGCACUGGAGGAAGCUCGGGCGAUCGGAGAAGAGCUUGGAGAUAUUUAUGACUAUGUGGCUCCUUGUUUCCCUCCAAGAUAUGAAAUAUUCCAACUGAUGGUCAACCUGUACACAGAGCGAUUUGUUCAGAUGCUUAGGUUGCUUAGCGACAAGGCAAAUGAACUUACGAACAUAGAGAUAUUGAAGGUCACUAGUUGGGUGGUUGAUUACCAACAAAACUUGAUUGACCUUGGUGUGGAUGAGUCUUUAGCCCAAGUUUGUUCUGAGAGUGGUGCUAUGGAUCCUUUGAUGAAUGCUUAUGUUGAAAGAAUGCAAGCUACAACAAGAAAAUGGUACUUAAAUAUCUUGGAGAAUGACAAGACACAACCUCCGAAGAGAACAGAAGAGGGGAAACUGUACACACCAGCUGCUGUGGAUUUGUUCCGAAUCCUAGCAGAGCAAGUGCAAAUUGUCCGUGAUAAUAGUACUGAUGUCAUGCUGUACAGGAUUGCAUUAGCCAUUAUACAGGUAAUGAAUGACUUUCAAGCAGCUGAACGGAAGAGGCUUGAAGAGCCUGCAUCAGAAAUUGGCCUGGAACCUCUGUGUGCUGUGAUCAAUAAUAAUCUUCGCUGUUAUGAUCUUGCAAUGGAGCUCAGCAACAGCACUCUAGAAGCUUUGCCGCAAAAUUAUGCUGAACAGGUUAAUUUUGAAGACACUUGCAAAGGUUUUCUGGAAGUUGCAAAGGAAGGUGUGCAUCAAACUGUUACUGUUAUAUUUGAAGACCCAGGAGUUCAAGAGUUGCUGAUCAAGCUCUAUCAAAAAGAAUGGUCUGAAGGACAGGUGACAGAGUACCUAGUAGCAACAUUUGGAGAUUAUUUUGCCGACAUUAAAAUGUACGUUGAAGAAAGAUCAUUCAGGAGAUUUGUUGAAGCCUGUCUAGAAGAAUCGGUGGUGGUCUAUGUGGACCAUCUUUUGACACAGAAAAAUUACAUAAAGGAAGAAACUAUUGAGAGGAUGAGAUUGGAUGAAGAAGUAUUGAUGGAUUUCUUCAGGGAGUACAUUAGUGUUUCUAAAGUAGAAUCGAGAGUUAGAAUACUCAGUGAUCUGCGAGAGCUUGCUUCAGCUGAGAGUCUCGAUACGUUCACACUUGUCUACACCAAUAUUUUAGAACAUCAACCAGACUGCCCGUCUGAUGUGGUUGAGAAGCUUGUGGGCUUGCGAGAAGGCAUACCUAGGAAAGAUGCUAAAGAGGUGGUGCAAGAGUGCAAAGAAAUUUACGAGAACUCAAUGGUUGGCGGAAACCCUCCUAAAGCUGGAUUUGUUUUCUCCAGAGUGAAGUGCCUACAAGCAUCAAAGGGCUCCAUAUGGCGUAAAUUAACAUAGGACUCGUCUAUACUGUUGGUUUAGACUGCAUAUACGCAUCCACAUUACGUAGCUGUUUUCUACAGAUCAUCAUUAUUUUUCCGUUUAUUUGUGUGAAUCCCUCUGUCUCGCACCCUUGUUCCCAACCCAUUUUUAACCUUCUUAUAUUUUAUUCUUUUUUGGAGCUUUUAUUAUAGGUAAAGUUUUCAUGUCAGUUAGUUGUUGUAAAUUACAGGUCAACAAUAAGCAACACAAAACUUCCUUAGAUUUUGUUUGUAAAGAACUUAUUGGAUUUGUUAAUUUUGUUGUUUGUGAUUUUGGGUCUUAUAUUGUUGAAAAUACAGUCAAUUUAUAGUUUUGAUUUCGGUCCAAUCUUGGGCAUUGCAUUA
Spinacia oleracea (spinach) is the source of this 2968-nucleotide messenger RNA. RefSeq names its product exocyst complex component SEC6. The record is from RefSeq and is a predicted model, not a curated record. The transcript is spliced from 25 exons. Gene Ontology annotation, cellular component: exocyst. Gene Ontology annotation, molecular function: SNARE binding. Bases 345 to 2600 code for a protein of 751 amino acids. Gene Ontology annotation, biological process: exocyst localization; exocytosis. NCBI's taxonomy places the organism in Eukaryota, Viridiplantae, Streptophyta, Magnoliopsida, Caryophyllales, Amaranthaceae.